ACAGGUGAUAAAAUUAUUAAGUUCAAAACAUUUAUUUUACCACAUAACAGAAUACAUGUUUGCAUCUAGAACGAUAUAGAACCACCACAGGGAAGCCGAUUACAGAACAUACCAAGAAUUGUAUUGAAAAGAGUGGUAAACUAUAUUAAAAAAUGGGAUCCUUAAUUAUCAGAAUAAUAAACUGUAAUUUUUUAAUUUUUUUUGUUGAAAAUUAAAAUAAGAGAAAUGAAAAACUGUAAAACGGAAAGUUGUCGAUCGAAUGUGAAUGCCAGACCUAUGCUUUACCAAUCUCCACUUCAACAUUUUUGUUUUUUCUGUAAGCUGAAAACAAAAAAAGAAUGAAGUCAAUAGCAAAAGUUGCUUUGCAGGCACCAUGUAUCUUGGUCAGAAGAAAAAUUAAGACUAAGAUAAAAACUAAACACUAAAAGAUGGCAGAUACUUGCUUUAUAUGCGACGAUACAGUAACUGUGGAUAUAGAUGAGCAAACCAGGGUGAAAUACAGAGAUGUUGUUGGUAAAAAUUUGAUUCAAGAUUGCCAGUUAUGCUACUUAUGCUGUCAUGUAUUGAAUAAGCUCGCACUUUUUAAAUAUAUAUGUCUGCAGAAGACCUCGCAAUAUCCUGGCCUACUAAGCAAAAAAUAUUAUCCGAUAAAGUUACAAAAAAGCGACCUCGAAAUCCACAUCCUAUGUCCAGAGAAAUGCUAUGAAUACAAUCAAAUACAUAGCAACAAAAGCUACCAAUUCAAUCACAGCGAUGACUCCAAUGAUUCUGUCGACACUCGAUAUGCCAAUGACAGUGAUAAUGAAAAUUUAAAUCAUCAUAACGAAAUCGUAUACAAUCAUAAUAUAAUAAAUAAUGACAUUGAAUACAUAAAUAGUGACAGACAAAAUAUAAACAGUGAUAAAAUAGUGAUAUCAGGAUGUGACAAUUUCUACGAUAAUAUUAAAGAACAUAAUGCAAUAGAUGAGUUACAUUGUGACGUAAAAAAUGAUAAUAGAAAUGAUGAUGAAGUUAUAAAACUAACAGAUAUUGAUACGGUUUUAAACGCAGAUUUAAAUGGUCAAUCUAUAGAUUAUAAUAUAGGAAAUUAUGAUAAAAUGAAUGAUUUAAAUAAUCAGGACAAUAGAAUAACAGGAACAUCAUUUACCGGUGUAUCACCGGUAAAUGAUGAUCAUACAAACUUGUACGAUGUUAAAAUUGAAAUCGAUAACGAGAACUAUUCAGGAGCAAAUAAAAAUGACAAUUUUGAAAAAGAAAUAGUGUUUAAUGCUGAAUCAAAAAUGGAAGAAACCGCAGACGAUAGCAAGGUUGUAAAGAAGAGCAAGAAGAAGUCGGAUCGAGGUUUCAAGAGGAUAAUUUUGAAUCUAGACAAGCAGAAGAUUGAGUUAGAAGCGAAUAGAAAGAAGAAGAGUUAUAUAGAAGCUGAAUUUAAGUGUUACAAUUGUGCACUGAGUUUCCUUUUCAAAGAUACGUAUCAAGCUCAUAUGAUGAGACAUGAAGAAUCCAACGGUGAAUAUCAAUGUGUUACAUGCACGUUACGUUUCGCGACACCCGCCUUGCUGAGGAUCCACGCGGCUAGUCACACCGAGCGAUACUUGUGUCGCAAGUGUGGUGAGUGCCUGAGGCCGCGGGUCAAGAGACGCCACGCAUGUCAGCAGCCAAGAGAGCCGCAGAGCGUCGCUUGCCAUUUGUGCGGGAACUUGCUCAAAGACGCAAACGGUCUCCAGCAGCAUUUGAAGAGGGUGCACGCAAACAAAAGCAGCGGCCGAAGAUACGCGUGUAACGUUUGCGGGGACAGCUACACGCGUCAAGGUGCCUUGAGAACGCAUAUGAUAAAACACAUAAACCGCAAAUUCCACUGCGACCAGUGUCCAGGUACCUACAGCAGUCCGUACACAUUGACGCAGCACAAGAAAACCCACGACGCCGGCGGUGUGACGCACUACUGUGACACGUGCGGGGCGGGCUACGCCUCCAGAAAAAGUUUACUGGCCCAUAUGAGAAACACAAGCAACCAUUCUACAACGACAUACGAAUGCCCCAUUUGCAGUCGCGUUUGCCCCAACCAGAAGUCCCUCGCAUCCCACAUCCAGUGUGUCCACUCAACACGCAAGGACUUCACAUGUUCGCUUUGCCCCGCUCGCUACAGCAACCGGAAGUCGCUCGUGCGACACGCAGUCGCGCAUACUACACAGAAACCGGCCAGAAUUGUGGUUUGUCACUUGUGCGGGACCAAUUUCAAGGAUAAUAGCAAGCUGAAUAGACAUCUUCGGGAAGUAUGCAAGAAGUCGAAAGAAGAACAGCUUUUAGCUAUGUACGAUUAAAAAUACUUACUGUA
This is a messenger RNA of Pararge aegeria (speckled wood butterfly), 2338 nucleotides long. Its product is annotated as zinc finger protein 813-like. The transcript has 8 exons. The record is from RefSeq and is a predicted model, not a curated record. NCBI's taxonomy places the organism in Eukaryota, Metazoa, Arthropoda, Insecta, Lepidoptera, Nymphalidae. Gene Ontology annotation, biological process: regulation of transcription by RNA polymerase II. Gene Ontology annotation, molecular function: RNA polymerase II transcription regulatory region sequence-specific DNA binding; DNA-binding transcription factor activity, RNA polymerase II-specific. Bases 429 to 2324 code for a protein of 631 amino acids. Gene Ontology annotation, cellular component: nucleus.